This is a messenger RNA of Acanthaster planci (crown-of-thorns starfish), 787 nucleotides long. RefSeq lists its product as uncharacterized. The record is from RefSeq and is a predicted model, not a curated record. Lineage: Eukaryota; Metazoa; Echinodermata; Asteroidea; Valvatida; Acanthasteridae.
GUCUUCAUUUCAUUACAUAGCAUGGUCAGGGAGUCCACCUGGGCUACACGGAAGCAUGCAAAUACAUUCUGUUCAUGGAAUUUUGAAAGUUGUAGUUAGUACUGAAGUGUGACAUGUCUGUCAUAGCAGACUACCAGAAGUCAUUCAGUUUUUCGUGUCAGUGCUAGGUCCGAUGUCCACAAUUGGGGCGGUCAUCAGACACCGCAGUUCUGGGGGUAGAUACAUGAGAAAGACAUUAAGAGAAGAUGAUGGAGCAAGGAGUGGCCAAUGAGUGGGCAGCAUCAGUGGAGAGCACAGAACCUGAAAGCGGGCUCAAGAGAGACUCAAGUUCCAGUGAGGACCCAAGUGACAGCCACGGACAGUGAUGAGGAGCAAGAACAGUGGAUGGAGAAAACAGCAGGUGUUAAAGGUGAUAGCAGCGUGGUUGGUCCCCUGCCUGUGGGCUCAUCUAGCAUCACUGGUCUGAUAGAGUUAGGCGAUAGCAGCGUGGUUGGUCCCCUGCCUGUGGGCUCAUCUAGCAUCACUGGUCUGAUAGAGUUAGGCGAUAGCAGCUUGGUUGGUCCCCUGCCUGUGGGCUCAUCUUCUGGCAUCACUGCCCUGAUAGAAUUUGGGAAGGCCUCAUUGCCAGGUGAAUGUACUGCCAUGGCUGCCUACGUGAACAUUGAGGCUGCAUGGUUAGCGUCAUGGUGCGAGUGGACUGACCGAUGAAAUCUCCAAAGUGAAGAGGCAGAUUACAUCAUAAGUAGCACAGACCUCCUCAUAUGAAAGCUGUGGCUAUGCCCCAGGA